AUGCAACAUGCUGCCACCAUCGCACUGGCAAUUGCCGCCAUGUUGCCAAUGGUACAGAGCUACACGAACCCCAUCACCGCAAAGGGAUACAAGAUGUUUGACGCCACAACGGGUGACGCCUUUGCCGUAAAGGGAAUCGACUACUACCCACGCCCCAACGCGGGAGAACUCAACGAAAACAAUGUUGACUUUUUUACGGAUAAAUUCGAGCAUAUCUGGGGCCCUGACAUUGAAUACCUUGCGGAAAGCGGUGCUAAUGUCGUUCGGAUUUACGCCGUAGACCCUUCCCAGUCCCACGAUCUCUUCAUGUGUGCAUUACGUGCCAAAGGCAUGUAUGCAUUAGUAGACCUUGGCGCUAGUUGUAAAAACUGCUCGAUCACUAAGGAAAAGUACCCAGCAUGCUACUCUAGCAUCCUGAAAAGUCGUGGUGAACAGAUCAUCUCGGAGUUUGCGCAAUACGACAAUGUCCUCGCUUUUAGUGUGGGUAAUGAAGUAAACAACAUUGUUGACAAUGCGUGGACCAACGCUCCUUGUCAGAAGAAAUUUCUUCGGGACAUGAGAGCCUUUCUUGGAAAAUGCUCGACCUUUCGUGAUAUCUUGGUAGGUGCGGUCUUGGCCGACCCAGACACGAAAACUAACAACCGUAAGUUGAAUUCCAUGUACUACAAUUGCAGAACCGACCCGAGUGACGAGUAUGAAAACGCUCAAUGGUAUGGACUUAAUACGUAUCAGUAUUGUGAUUCAACAAUUACGAAAGUGGAGUCUUCAGGUGGCUUUUUGAAACUCUUAAAGGACUUUUCGUCGUAUGAUCUGACUAUCCCUGUGUUGCUCACGGAAUUUGGCUGUGUGAAUCCGAGCUUCCCGACUGUCGACGGAUACGAAGCCCAACGUACGUGGCUCCAGGCUGGAUGGCUUUUCGACUCGACGUUCCGUGACGUGUUUGCAGGUGGAUUUGCCUUUGAGUACUCAACGGAGAAAGUGAAUGCGGAAGAUAAAUCGCCCUAUCCGUUUAAGAAGUAUGGUCCUCAAAAUUACGGAACGGGUUACUUUUCUCCGAAAGACUGUGAUCAUGAUACCAUUCCGUGCGUCUUUAACCCGAUGCCCAACUUUUACAAUUUGGCAAAACAGUUCAACUCAACUGAUUUGUCAGGUGAAACGAAAAUGGACGAUUUUACCCCGAAGCGAACCAAACUGCCUUCGUGUCCUGACAAAUUUCCUGCGCUCGCCGAUGUCACGUGGGAGGCGGAUAGUGUCGCUAGUUUGACUUGUCCAUCCACUGUUCAGCAGUUCAAAUGUCCUGCCCAAACGGCCAGUGCUUUUGUGAAAGGCACAGAUGAGUCAGGAGGUACUACAUCGGGAACGGGGAAUGCUGACAAUGGUAGCACCAAUCUGGCCUCGUCGAUUAUGACUCGGUCUAUUUUGCUAGCUGGCAUCGUUGCUGCAUUUGCUACUUUUUUCGGCUAA
Molecule: messenger RNA, 1464 nt
Organism: Peronospora farinosa
Lineage: Eukaryota; Oomycota; Peronosporomycetes; Peronosporales; Peronosporaceae
Source: the annotation of a GenBank genome assembly